This is a messenger RNA of Thlaspi arvense, 372 nucleotides long. Lineage: Eukaryota; Viridiplantae; Streptophyta; Magnoliopsida; Brassicales; Brassicaceae. The record is from the annotation of a GenBank genome assembly.
CGCUUGAGAGAAAGAAAACCAGAGAGAAGCGAAAAUCGAAAAGGAGAGAAAGAGAGACAGAGAGAGAGUUCGUGUUUAAGGAGAAAGGAGGAUGAGAGAGAGGGAAGCCGCUAUCAACGUAAGCGUGAGGAGCCGUCGUUACCGAAUCACCACCAGUCAUCACCCAACACCGUCGCACAACGUACGAGGAGCGCCUGUCACCACUCAUCACCGUCAGACCCGAAAUCCAGCACCGUCGAGUUGAAUCGCGAGGAAGCAACCAAGAUCCACCGUUUCUCUUCGCCAUCUUUAACCGUCCGGCUCCAUCAUUGUAAGCUAAGACUUCCCAACGGUGUCACUGACAGUGAUAGCCAGGAGGAGAAGAAAAAGAGA